Xiphophorus couchianus (Monterrey platyfish) is the source of this 1431-nucleotide messenger RNA. Its product is annotated as galectin-3. Gene Ontology annotation, molecular function: disaccharide binding; laminin binding; IgE binding. Gene Ontology annotation, biological process: eosinophil chemotaxis; monocyte chemotaxis; positive chemotaxis. Gene Ontology annotation, cellular component: cytoplasm; nucleus; immunological synapse. Bases 176 to 1246 code for a protein of 356 amino acids. NCBI's taxonomy places the organism in Eukaryota, Metazoa, Chordata, Actinopteri, Cyprinodontiformes, Poeciliidae. The transcript has 7 exons. The record is from RefSeq and is a predicted model, not a curated record.
ACAGUUGGAUGAUGGGGUGAGGAGGAGUCUGCUGCUGUGAGAGUCGGGGGCUAUAAAAGGCCUUUUCUUUGGCCACAGCCAAACACCCUGCACCACAUCAGAUCCUGCAGCCUGCUCCCGUCUGGACCUGAGGACCAAACCCAAACGAAGACAAAGCUCUUCCUGUUUAGGCAGCAUGGAUGCAAGUAGUACAUCAAACUCUCAGAUCCCCACACUGGUUUCCUCCAUCUUCUCCACUCUGUCUCUUCCGCGUAUCUCCCUGCUGGCUCCUGACCCUCCUCUCUCUCCGUCUUCCCCCUCUCCUCCGUCUCAGCAUGCCGACGCUCUGUGUGGCAGCUGCCCGCCCUCUGGUUCUGCUCCGCAGUCCGGCGGCCUCUGGCCCACUCUGCCGCCGUCCGGAGCCGGGUUCCCCGCGUGGCCCGGGCAGCCCACCCAGCCCGUCCCAUGCUGGACCGGCCAACCAAACACCGCCUGCUGGCCCGCUCCCCAACCGGCUCCGGUUUCGGUUCCCGCACCGACUCAAGUUAUAACGCCACCAGCACCGACUGCAACGUUGGUCCCAGCGCCAGUUCAGGUUCCGACUUCCGCAGUCCAGCAGCCCUGUCAGCCAUGUUGGCCUGCCACGCAGUACCAGCCGUCCCAGCAGCCGGCUCCGAUUCAAACCCAGGUGCCUGCUCCAGCUCCGGCAGCCGCCACCAUCCACCCGGGCUUACCCGGCUGGCCUGCUCACCCUGGCUGGCCUUAUAACCCGGGACAGUCAGGAUGGCCCGGACAGAAUCCAUCUAUGAUGCCGCCCCACUGGCUUCCCCCUACAUCUGGACCUAUGAGUGUGCCGUACAACUUAAACCUGGCUCGAGGAGUAUAUGACAAAAUGAUGAUGACAAUCCUGGGUUAUGUCAAACCCAAUGCCAAAAUGUUCACAGUCAACUUCCUGAGAGGCAACGACAUUGCCUUUCACAUCAACCCACGCUUUAACGAGGGGGGCAAGCAGGUGGUCGUCCGGAACCACAAAUUGGGGGAUCGCUGGGGCCCGGAGGAGAGGGACCUUAAGGGACCCUUCCCUUUCGCUCCUGGGAGCCCGUUUGAGAUGAAGAUCCUGUGCACUCCCGAGACGUUCAGGGUGGCGGUGAACAACAUCCCGCUGUUCGAGUUCCGCCACCGCAUCCGAGAGCUGAACCAGAUCGACCGGAUCAACAUCCUGAACGACGUCGUCCUCACCUACGUCAACGUGGAGACGCUUCCUUAGGGAACCCGCGGCAGAUUUCUUUUUUUUUUAUAUACUUUUUACUCAGAAAUAAAGCACGGAUUGUCAGCUAAGUUUCAGAAAUGUGCUUAAAUCUAAAAAAUUUUUUGCAGUUUUCUGAAACAACUGACUAAAUAAAUUGGUGAACAACUUGGAUUGUUUUCAGAAUGAGCUUUAACUGCUGGGAC